AUGUCUCAAAUAAACGAAAAAUAUAAAAACAACAAACAAUCCAAAGCUUUUUUAAAAGUCAAAAAUAAAAUCAAAAAAAAAAAGAUUAAUCAAAAUGAUAAGGACGAAGACUUGGUUAUAGGAAAUAUCCCAGAUUUAAAUAAAGCUACAAAAAAAAAAAUUCCAAAAAUAAUUCAAAUAAAAAAAAAUACAAAAAAAUUAAAAAGGGAAAAAGAAUUAUUAAGUAAAUUGAAUUCUGAGGAAAAACAAAAAGCUGAGCAUAUGCUUAAAGUGGAAAAGGCCAUUUUGAAAUCACAAGGACAAAAAGUUUAU
Plasmodium gaboni is the source of this 312-nucleotide messenger RNA. RefSeq lists its product as hypothetical. The record is from RefSeq and is a predicted model, not a curated record. NCBI's taxonomy places the organism in Eukaryota, Apicomplexa, Aconoidasida, Haemosporida, Plasmodiidae. The annotation marks the transcript as partial. The transcript has 3 exons.